AUGGAAAAUAACCAUGAAAGCGGCCAACUUGGAACGCCACAACCGGAGGAAACGGAUUUCCUGUGCCCAGGAUGCGAUCUUCCGAAUUCGGCCAGCAAUAUGGUGCAGUGUGACACGUGUCAAGCUUGGUGGCACCAAACAUGUGCCGGUGUAACGGAGUCCGUCGAGAAGCGACCGUGGAGCUGCAAAUUUUGUGUUCCGGUUCAGAACACACGAGCUCCCAGCACGUCCAGUUCCAAGGCUCGUCGUCGCGACCUCCAAUUGCAGCAGCUAGAGGCAAAGCGCGCACUGGAGAGUCAAGCAAGGAAGUUGAAACUGCAGGCCAAGUUAGAGGAACUUGAUGCAGAAAAAAUUUAUGUUGAUGAACGGUUCAAUCUACUCCAGGAACAAAUGGAUUCCGAUGACAGCGAGGUAAGCGGUUUCGAAAUAGAUCCGGAUGAGUCGCAGGUUCAAAGCUGGUUGGAAUCAACACCCGAAUCGGAAGGUGCAGCAAGCGAGCUCGUUCUUUCGGAAACUUCGCGCAAUCAAGGUGACCAGCAGCAGCCCCAUACGAGCAGCACAGUCACACUCACCACUUCCGAUCGACAACGACGAUACACCGGUGCGUUUCCCCGCAGUAAUACUGGCGCACAGGAAAGCUCUAGCUCCCGUAACCUAUGGAGCAAAUCACACGCUUGGUCGAUCAUGGGCGUGCACCAGUGGGAGUCGGUUAUGCUACAGCAAGGCGUUCUUCGAAUGCAGGAUCCGAAAUCGCGCGCCAGCAUCGCGAAUCCAGGUACCGAGGCCACAGAAUCCAAUUCUAGAAGGCAAGGAGUGGAAAAGCAGCCAACAACAGAACCAGCUAGUUAUCGGCGAGCAUCGCUACCGGAUCGACAUUUUCCGAUCCCACAUUUGGUGGACAAUUCGUCUGGGUCUCAACCGGGACCAUCCAAGGAACAUCCCCCGAAUCAUCAAUCAACCAAAUCGAAGGUUCAGCUAAAUUCGACACCAAAGUUGAAUGCCGGAGGCGGUUUUCGAGGUCCAAGUGGUGCACAGCCGAAGGGUGGCAAUAUCGGGACGAGGAACCAGGCGUCGUUGGGAGGUACUAGAGAGCCUUCGUUCAGCCGCCCAAUGUCGGCGAACCGUAACAGCCAUCCUCCCCCUCUCAACCCCCUCCAGCAAACACAAGGUAGGAACAUUCCACUUAAUACUUUGCCCAGACCAAUAAAUGAUUAUAAUGCCCAUGUUAAUGACCACCUCGAACCAUAUAUUAAGCAACUCGGUCUUGGACCUAAUGAGCUGCCAGUUGUUGCAAAUGUUAUGACCUCGUAUCAACCAUCCCCCUCGCAACUAGCCACACGCCAGGUCAUGAACCGACCUUUGCCAGAAUUCUCCGGUAACCCGGCCGACUGGCCGUUAUUUAUUAGCAUUUUUACAAAUACUACCCUGGCGUGCGGUUUUAACCCAGCUGAGAAUCUCGAUCGUUUGCAGCGCUCUUUGAAAGGCGUAGCUUUAGAAGCCGUGCGCAGUAAACUUCUACUUCCCGAGUCUGUGCCUCAAAUUAUAGACACUCUGCGUUCUUUAUUCGGCCGACCAGAGCUUCUUAUUGAUUCCCUGUUGAAAAAGGUCAGAUCCCUUCCCGCUCCUAAAGCAGACAAGUUAGAAACACUGAUGGAGUUCGGUAUAGCGGUGCAAAGCCUGUGCGACCAUUUAGUAGCCGCGAAUCAACGCGCACAUUUGUCGAAUCCCACGUUAAUGUCUGAGCUUGUCGGUCGUCUUCCCACGCAGCAGCAACUCGAGUGGUCUGACUUUAGUGUUGAGUUCAGUGAAGUGAACAUGGAAAUCUUCGGUGUGUUCAUGGCCAAGUUGGUGAAGACUGCUAGUAGAGUGACUCGUUACAGUGGGUCUCAGGUGAAGGAGGAGAAGUACAAGCCCAAGCGGGGUGCAGUGAAUACACACACCGAGACUCCCAGAGAUAUUCCCAAGAAUAUGCCCGAUAAGAAGAAGUGUCCCGCCUGUUCUCGAGAUCACCGGUUGCGGGACUGCAGCAAAUUCAAGUCAUUCGAUGUGGACGGAAGGUGGCAUUUUGUUCAACAAUACAACAUCUGCAGGAUCUGUCUGUUCCCACAUGGAAGAAGAUCUUGCCGAAGCAGUAGUCGCUGUGGAGUCAAUGCAUGUACCAAUCGACAUCAUCCAUUGCUUCAUUCAACCAAACCAGUAGCAGCUAGUGGUACUCAAGAUAAUUCGCCAUCACAUCCAGUCGCAAGCGGAAAUUUCUCUCAUAGUGCUUCAGAGGUUCCGUUUCUGUUCCGCAUUCUACCUAUUACGGUUCACGGCAAUGGCAAUUCGAAGGAGGUGUUCUCAUUCAUCGACGAAGGUUCUGCGCUUACGUUGGUGGAGGAAGCGUUGGUGAAAGAGCUUGGCAUUGAAGGUACCCCGCGAGAACUGUGUCUACAAUGGACUGGUAAAGUAUCACGAACAGAACGAGAAUCGAAGGUGAUUGAUCUGCAAGUUUCGAGCGUGACGGGAUUGAAGGCAACUCUGAAAGAGACAAGGACUGUAAAGAAGUUGGGCCUCACAAGUCAGUCACUGAAUUUCGAAAGAUUAACAACGCAAUAUUCCCAUCUCAAGGGACUUCCGGUCAGGAGCUACAGCAAUGCUACUCCGCGCGUUCUGAUCGGGGUCAACAACAUCCAUCUCACUGUUCCGCUGAAAAUCAAAGAAGGCCUAUUUCAUGAACCAAAGGCUACCAAAACCAGGAUGGGUUGGUGUGUGUACGGAGGCGUUUCAACGGGUAGAUCUACUCCAUUACUGAACUAUCAUGCUUGUAGUUGCACUAGUGAUGAAACCUUGCACAACAUAGUCCGCGAUUACUUUUCGUUGGAAGAAGCUGGUGUUUACCCUUCUGUUCAGAUAGAGUCCGAAGCUGAUAAGCGAGCACGAAGAAUUAUGCAAGAUACGUCCUCCAGAGUAGGGGAUAGAUUCCAAACUGGGCUAUUAUGGCGAUGCGAUGACUUCGAACUUCCAGAUUCAUAUCCGAUGGCAGUCAAACGGCUAGAGUGUUUGGAGCGGAAACUAAAUCGACACCCACAGUUACGGGAAAACGUUAUCCAGCAGCUCAAGAACUACCAAGCCAAGGGAUACGCUCAUAGAGCCACAGAAGAAGAACUCCUGAACUCCGAUCCGCGACGUGUGUGGUACUUACCGCUCGGAGUUGUUACCAAUCCUAAAAAGCCAUCAAAAGUACGUCUUAUCUGGGAUGCGUCUGCUACCGUUGAUCAAAUAUCGCUGAAUAAAAUGCUGCUUAAAGGACCUGAUGAGUUAACAACGUUGCCUCAUGUGCUUUUCCGUUUCCGUCAGUUCCCAGUCGCCGUUUGUGCGGACAUAGCCGAGAUGUUCCACCAAAUACAAAUAAUCCAAGCUGAUCGUCAAUCGCAGAGAUUUCUCUGGCGUACAGACCCUCAAGAACCCCCGGAAGUCUAUGUGAUGGAUGUAGCAACAUUUGGUUCCACCUGUUCCCCGGCUACAGCGCAGUAUAUCAAAAAUAGAAACGCGCAAGAGUUUGAGAAGGUCUAUCCACGGGCGGUUGAAGCCAUAGUUAAGUGUCACUACGUGGAUGACUACUUUGACAGUUUCGAGACGGAACUAGAAGCGGCAAAGGUUGCGCCGGAAGUUAAGAUGAUCCACGCAAAAGGCGGGUUCAAUUUACGUGACUGGAGAUCUAAUAGACCGGAAGUCCUACAACAUCUUGAUGGUGGAACCACAUCACAACCAAAAGAUCUGAGCAUAGAGAGCUCUCAUGGCUUUGAACGUGUUCUCGGCAUGCAUUGGUUGCCCCAGGAAGAUACCUUAAGCUACUCCACAGUUCUACCAUCCGAAAUUAAUGAAGUCAUUGCUACGAAAACACCUCCAACAAAGCGACAAUUACUACGAUGCCUAAUGUCCUUUUUCGACCCCCUUGGUCUCUUGGCAGCAUUCGUCGUUUACGGGAAAGUCCUUUUGCAAGACGUCUGGCGAUGUGGAACAUCUUGGGAUGAGAAAAUCGACGAAAAGUCCUUUGAGAAGUGGCAGAAAUGGGUAGAGUAUUUUCCGAAGGUCGAAAGCUUGCGUAUUCCUCGUUGCUACUUUUCUGAAAUCCGAACCAGUCAUUAUCAGAGUUUGGAACUACACAUCUUCGUAGAUGCCAGCGAAGACGCCUAUGCCGCCGUAGCUUACUUCCGCAUUUCGUAUCGAGAGGAAUUCAAGUGUAACUUAAUAUCAGCCAAAACUAAAGUAGCGCCGCUCAAACAUUGUUCUAUUCCUCGUUUGGAGCUGAUGGCCGCAGUGCUUGGAACGCGUCUGAUGAAGUUCGUGAUGGAAGGUCAUACAGUAAUUCCCCGACGUGUAAUAUUCUGGUCCGAUUCAAGUACCGUUCUUUCGUGGAUUCAGUCCGACCACCGGCGAUAUUCGCAGUUUGUGGCGUGCCGUGUAGGAGAGAUAUUGUCAACAACCAACAUCACCGACUGGCGAUGGGUUCCAUCGAAGUUAAACAUUGCUGACCAUGCCACCAAAUGGGCCCUUGGGCCACAGCUGCAGGCGGACGAUACGUGGUUUAGUGGUCCAGAGUUUCUGCAGAAGACCGAGAGGGAAUGGCCUCAACCGAGAAAGCUAACGUCGACGCCAGAAGAGCUUAAGGCCACCUGCGUACAUCACGUGCCCGUUGAUCUCGAAGUAGUGGUCGCGUUUUCCCGAUUUUCAAAGUGGGAGCGGCUGUUACGAUCUAUGUCAUGCGUGUACCGAUUCCUGGACCGAUACCUGAACGGAUUUCCAAAUCGCGCCAGGCUGCCGCGUGGACAUUUCCCGGGGCCACAAGAAGAGUUGUUAGCAGCAGAAAAUGCCUUGUUUCGUAUGGUCCAGAUGCAGGCCUUCCCAGAAGAAGUAGCUCUACUGAAAGCCAAUCAAGAUCUUCCAACUAAAUGCCAAGCUACUAUACCCAAGUCGAGUAAACUCUACAAGUUGACACCGUACCUCGAUGAACGUGGCGUACUUCGUAUAGACGGACGAGUCGGAGCGGCGAAAAAUGUUUCCACCGGUGCUAAGUUUCCGGUAAUCCUCGACAAAGAUCAUCCUGUGACAGAACUAAUAGUCCACUAUUAUCACCAGAAGUACCUACACGCCAAUUUCGAAACCGUUGUUAAUGAGCUGCGGCAGCAUUUCCACAUCAGUCAGAUCCGCCCAACUGUAAAGAGAGUUAUCCGUAAAUGUCAGUGGUGCAAGAUCUACAAGUCGAAGCCGAAGAUUCCCAAGAUGGCACCUCUACCCGAGGCAAGGCUUGCCUCCUACGUACGCCCCUUCAGUUUCGUGGGUUUAGAUCUCUUUGGCCCGGUGUUGGUGAAAGUGGGAAGAAGUUCGGUCAAGCGGUGGAUUGCCCUUUUCACCUGCAUGACCAUCAGAGCCGUUCACGUAGAAGUGGUCUACACGCUGAGUACAGAAUCCUGCAUCAUGGGUAUCCGCAGGUUCAUAGGACGACGAGGAGCUCCUAUUGAGAUCCAUUCCGACAACGGGACUAACUUCCGUGGUGCGGACAACAUACUGCAGCAACAAAUUCUCAAGUUCCACGAAGAUAUGGCCGCUACGUUUACCAAUGCCUCCACGAAAUGGGUCUUCAUACCUCCCGGAACCCCUCAUAUGGGGGGUUGCUGGGAACGCAUGGUACGAUCAGUUAAGACAGCUCUCGAGGCCAGUAUUCAAGAUGGGAGAAAGUUAGACGAUGAAGCCUUGUACACCUUAAUCGUCGACGCCGAAGGAAUUGUUAACUCGCGGCCGCUUACCUAUUUGCCGCUGGAGUCUGAGGCGAAUGAAGCGCUAACCCCAAACCAUUUUCUUUUGGGUAGCUCUACAGGGGUCAAACAACCGCCGAUGAACUUCAUCGACUUGGGUCGAACAUCGAACCGAACCUGGAAUCUUAUUCAAAACCAGCUGGACGGAUUUUGGCGUCGAUGGAUCCGGGAAUACCUCCCGACUAUCACGAAACGUACGAAAUGGUUUGGAGAAGUCAAACCGGUUGCAGCAGGAGAUUUGGUAGUAGUCGUAAACGAGGGUAGAAGAAAUGGUUGGGUUCGAGGUAAGGUCUUAGAGGUCAUAUUGGGCUCAGAUGGUCGAGUUAGGAAAGCGAUUAUUCAGACGACCAGAGGUCUCAGUCGUCAAGCAGUGUCCAAGUUGGCCGUUUUGGACGUCUUACCUACUUGUAACAAAGGAUCUCCCGCUUCUUCGACCUGUGUUACGGGGGGGAGGAUGUUGACAACUGGGAGCACUGCAGGAGGUGCACUUUGCGACGAGGAUCGUCGCUGUCAAUCAAGUGACGUUUAG
Messenger RNA from Uranotaenia lowii, 6327 nucleotides. RefSeq lists its product as uncharacterized. The transcript has a single exon. The record is from RefSeq and is a predicted model, not a curated record. Gene Ontology annotation, molecular function: nucleic acid binding. Bases 1 to 6327 code for a protein of 2108 amino acids. Lineage: Eukaryota; Metazoa; Arthropoda; Insecta; Diptera; Culicidae. Gene Ontology annotation, biological process: DNA integration.